Canis lupus familiaris (dog) is the source of this 2089-nucleotide messenger RNA. RefSeq names its product pulmonary surfactant-associated protein A-like. Bases 89 to 922 code for a protein of 277 amino acids. The transcript is spliced from 5 exons. The record is from RefSeq and is a predicted model, not a curated record. NCBI's taxonomy places the organism in Eukaryota, Metazoa, Chordata, Mammalia, Carnivora, Canidae. Gene Ontology annotation, cellular component: multivesicular body; rough endoplasmic reticulum.
UUCCUGACUGGCCCUUCCGCGAACAGAGGCCCUCGUGACAGGAGCCUCUCUGGGGUGGAGAGGGACCCGGGAGCCUGCAGCCGCAUAAAUGGUGCUGCCGGCCUCUCCCCUCUGGCCUGAAGGCAGAGAUCCACAAGGGCUCUGUUGUCUGGGAGGAGUCACUGGGACGGAAGCCAUGUGGCUGCGCUGUUUGGCCCUCGCCCUCACCUUGCUGAUGGUUUCUGGCAUCGAGAACAAUACGAAGGACGUCUGUGUUGGAAACCCUGGCAUCCCUGGCACUCCUGGGUCCCAUGGCUUGCCAGGCAGAGAUGGGAGAGAUGGAGUCAAAGGAGACCCUGGGCCUCCAGGCCCCAUGGGCCCCCCUGGAGGAAUGCCAGGCCACCCUGGGCCUAAUGGGAUGACUGGAGCCCCUGGUGUUGCUGGAGAGCGUGGAGAAAAGGGAGAGCCUGGCGAGAGGGGCCCCCCAGGACUUCCAGCUUCUUUAGAUGAAGAGCUCCAAACCACACUCCACGACCUCAGACAUCAAAUCCUGCAGACCAUGGGAGUCCUCAGCUUGCACGAGUCCCUGCUGGUGGUGGGAAGGAAGGUCUUCUCCAGCAAUGGGCAGUCCAUUAAUUUCAACGACAUUCAAGAGUUAUGUGCCGGGGCAGGCGGCCAAAUUGCUGCCCCGAUGAGCCCAGAAGAGAAUGAAGCCAUUGCAAGCAUUGUGAAGAAGUAUAACACUUACGCCUACCUGGGCCUGGUGGAGAGCCCCGACUCUGGAGACUUCCAGUACAUGGAUGGGGCCCCUGUGAAUUACACCAACUGGUACCCCGGGGAGCCCAGAGGUCGGGGCAAAGAGCAGUGUGUGGAGAUGUACACAGAUGGGCAGUGGAAUAACAAAAACUGCCUGCAGUACCGACUGGCCAUCUGUGAGUUUUGAGCAGGCCUCUAAGGCCACAGGAGAGAUAGGGCCCUGCCUUGCCUUUCAGCCUCCAUCCUGCAGAUGCACCCCCCCCCCCCCCCGCCGCCCCCAACCGAUCUCUGAGAUGCUAUAGCUCCGUUCCAGCAAAAUGGAUCUGUGGCUGGCUAUCAGAGCGGGAGGCAUGCUUAGCCACCCCGCUCCCCGGACAGGCCCUGAGUCCUCAGCCACAUCAGCAUCGGGAAUCAUGCUGACACUCCCCCUGAGCCCCCUCCCAACACCGCACACCCAGGGCCACCCCUAACUUGGCCCUUUGGCAAGAGUCGGAGACUUCCUUCUUCCUCUUCUUGCCCAGUUCCUUCUUUUCUAGAUGGCAGCAGUGAGGCCCUGGGUUGGAACUCCAUCCCCCUACCCACAUCCCAGAUCACACAGGUGUCUGCUUCCUGGCCCCCUCUACUCUCACUCUGCAGGCCACCCCGGGCCCAGCCUCAUCAAGAUUUGGCAGUUCUGGUCAAGUAUGAUAGAACAGGUGGGCCUAGGGAAUUCCAGAUGUGUGGCGCUACGGAGGCAUGGGGCAUCAUGUGGCCUCCCUCCGAGGGCACAUCUGGUCGGUGUCUCCAUGAGGUCAGAGGGCCGGCUGGUGCCGCAGCAUGGUGGAGGCCGGCCUACCCUAAUCAUUGGCAUGUACCAUCCACUGCCUUGAGUCUCAGGUUGCCUCUCAUCUCCUGACCUAAAAGCAGCCAGUCUACACCCUAGGGAAGAUCUCACCCCCAACCUCAGACAUAAUCCAAGUAAUUUCCUGCUGAUAGACAUGUCCCCACACCAAUCCGGAUCUCAGUGAGGUGUUCACAUCCCUCACCCCACCACUGACUGUUUACUGAGCACGUAAAUAGCGUAAGUGCCCCAAUUCUAUGUACGCAGAACCUUGCCAACACUCCUAAUACAUUUUAUGGAAUAUGAUUCAUCUUUACACAAUGCCAUGGGCCCAGCCUGAUUUUCCCCAUUCUUAUGUGAGGACCCAAACUUAAAGAAGUUAAAUGUUUUGAAUUUUAUUCCUUGGAGCAAGUGGCAGAGGCUGUGUUCAAACCUAUCUGCCUGGACCUGAAGCUCAUGCUCAUAACCACCUCACUCACCUCUGACUGGACAGAGAUGAUUUAAGUGUAAUAAAUCAUGACUGCGUUAACGUGA